Bacidia gigantensis is the source of this 2655-nucleotide messenger RNA. RefSeq lists its product as uncharacterized. The coding region runs from base 1 to 2655 and encodes 884 amino acids. Gene Ontology annotation, cellular component: intracellular anatomical structure; catalytic step 2 spliceosome. Gene Ontology annotation, molecular function: RNA binding; ATP binding. The transcript has a single exon. Lineage: Eukaryota; Fungi; Ascomycota; Lecanoromycetes; Lecanorales; Ramalinaceae. The record is from RefSeq and is a predicted model, not a curated record.
AUGCCCGAGCGUACUCCCAAGCGACUCGACGGCAAUGAAAACUUCAAGAGCGCCGAUACUUUUCAAGCCAUUGACUCAUCACCAAAUGCCCGGAAACGCAAACGAGAGAGAAUCGAGACUCAACAUCGUCCACUUUCCUCCCCACCCCAAACGAAUGCGCAACAGCGGGAUGGCAUACCCAUACAGAAGCCCAUCUCCAAUUUGACCCCUUGGAUCACUCCUCGAGCUCCUGAACAGUCUAACAUCUAUUCUGCAAGCGCAAAAAUAUCGUUUCAAUCGAAAAACGGCGAAAGCAAUGGCAACGCUCGCCAGCCGCCUUCCGCAAAAUCUGACAACAUUGCCAAUGGCAAGCCUUGCGGCAACCUCAAAGCUCGUGCAGAUGCUCUCCGGCCUCAACGAAGAGCCUUGCCUAUAUGGUCGCAUGAGUUAGCAAUACAGCGCGCUCUGCGCCAGAAAGACAUACUUAUCCUUGUGGGCGAAACUGGCAGCGGUAAGAGCACACAGGUACCUCAGAUGCUCCUGCAGGAGAGAUGGUUCCAGGCCAAAAGGACGAGUAAAGGUGACAAAGUGGGAGGCUGUAUAGCGAUAACGGAGCCCCGUCGUGUAGCGGCCACAAAUCUUGCAAGACGGGUGGCGGAGGAAAUGGGAACUACCGUUGGAGGGUCGAGGGGCAAGGUAGGAUAUGCUGUCCGCUUUGAUAGCGCUACUGGACCGGAGACCAUGAUCAAAUUCUUGACCGAGGGAAUGUUGCUACAGGAGAUGAUGAGGGAUCCGCAUCUGAAACAGUAUUCGGCUGUACUGGUUGAUGAGGUGCACGAGAGGGGGACAAACGUGGAUCUCGUGUUAGGGUUUUUGAAAAGAAUGACUGUCGAAAAGGAGGGGUUGAGGGAAAGGGGAGGCAUGGGACUCAAAGUAUGCGUCAUGAGCGCUACGGCGGAGGUGGAGAAAUUGGCAGAGUUCUUUACGCCAGAAGAGAAAACGAAUGUUCGUAACGGAAACCUCCUGGUAAACGGACCGCAUUCUACAAAUGGAGUCCACGUCACGGAUGAUGAGGCUUCCGAGUCUGAGUGGUCUGGUUUCUCUGAUGUUGAGGAUCCUACAGCGAGCAAGCAACCUCAACAGGUCAACGGGGUAGACAAAACCGAGCCCCAAUCACAGCUAUUCGAAAGUUCUACUGCACAUCCCUCAAAUGUCAAGAUCUGCUACAUCGAAGGGCGGCAGUACCCUAUCAGCAUUAACUACGCAUCAGAAGCCGUCAACGACAUCUCAGACGCCGCCCUCCGUACCAUCUUCCAGAUCCACCACUCCGAGCCAAUGCCAGGCGACAUCCUCGUCUUUCUCACAGGCCAAGAAGUCGUCGAAUCCCUGGAAAAUCUCAUCAACUCUUACGCCCCUUCACUCUCCAAAGACGUCCCCAAAAUAACCGUCUUACCGCUCUUCGCCGCCCUUCCCCCAGCAGCCCAACAGCUUGUCUUUCAGCCUGCCCCAAAAAAUCACCGAAAAGUCGUCCUUUCAACCAACAUCGCCGAAACCUCCGUGACCGUUUCGGGAGUCCGUUUCGUUAUUGACUGCGGUAAAGCGAAGCUCAAAUCUUUCCAGCAAUCUAUUGGUCUAGAUUCUCUCCUCGUAAAACCCAUCUCAAAAUCGGCCGCCAUCCAGCGCAAAGGCCGCGCUGGCCGUGAAGGUCCAGGGAAAUGCUACCGUCUCUACACUGAAGACACAUAUUUAUCCCUCGACCAGAACACCACCCCCGAGAUCCUCCGCAGCGACCUCAGCCACGCCAUCCUCACCAUGAAAGCCCGCGGCGUGGAGGACAUCACCACCUUCCCCCUCCUCUCCCCUCCUCCACGCAAAAGCCUCGAGAAAGCCCUCCUCCUCCUGCUUGAACUCGACGCUCUCUCCCCCUCCGGCUCCAUCACCAGCAUAGGGCACAAGAUGGCGCGUCUCCCCCUCUCGGCACCCUUAUCCCGCGCUCUCCUCGCCGCAGUAGAUCCUGCAUACGAUUGCCUCGAGGAGACGAUCGACAUCAUCGCCGCGCUGUCGGUGGAGAACCUCUUCCUCCAGCCUACCUCGGACGAAAAGCGCGAAGCCGCUGAGUCUGCGCGCGCGGAACUAGUGCGGAGGGAAGGCGAUCAUUUGACGCUGUUGGCGACGGUGCGGGCGUAUGCGGGGGAGGAAAGCGAUCGCAAGCGCUGGUGUGAAGGGCGGUGGAUCAGUCAUAGGGCUAUGAAGAGUGUGAUGGAUGUGAGGAAGCAGUUGCGCGCUCUCCAUCAUUUUCCUAAUGGGGAUAGUGUUAGAGGGUUGAUGGAUAGCAAGGGUAGAUGGGCCAAUGAGGCAAUGAUCAGAGGCGGAGUGAGCGCAGAGAAAGCGGAGAGGAUCCUCAAGGCUUUCUUGAUGGGGUUCAAGAUGAAUACCGCCCGCUUGAUGCCCGAUGGGCGGUACAGGACCAUGUCGCAGGGAAAUUCGGAUGUUGGGAUCCAUCCGAGCUCGACACUCUUUGGGAGACGGGUGGAGUGUAUUAUGUAUAACGAGUUCGUGUUCACGAACAAAGCAUAUGCGAGAGGGGUCAGCGCCGUGCAGAUGGAUUGGGUCGGGGAGGUAUUUAGUGCUCAGGGGCAUGAAGAGGAGGAAAGAGGUGGUGAUGGUGGUGGAUGA